GUGUACACACACAGUGUGUGUAUAAGCAAAGAAACAAGAUUUUCAGCUGUGUCUGCAACCCUGAGUUAAGCAGCUUCAUUCCAUUUUCACCAUCAUCUUCUCCUACCAACUUUCUCAACUUCCCACUUUACGCUUGUAAAUAUUUUAGAAAACUUUCACUGCAAGUACCUCACUCUUGGAGCAGAGCUUGUCUUUUUAAUUGGGUUUUUUUUAUUCUGUUAUCCAUGAUAGACCACAGACGCUUGGUACUUGGAGUGAAUUACCAUGUGCAGAUCAGAAAAACGAUAUGUUAGAAAGCUCUUUGUAUAGAAUUCCUUCCCUAUUUGAGGUAGAUUCGAUGAUAGGAAACAAGAGAAGGUUUGAUCUUUGUACUUCAAAGGCAAGCACGUCAAGUGAUAAAGAAGAGUCAUCGGAUUCAGGGGCUUCUAGUUCGAAUCAUGUGGCUGGAAAAGCAUCAGCACGUCAUUUUGGAGGUAAGCGCCAUGAGGGUAGGAAGGUGUUGGUGAGUGCUGCUGAAGUUAAACUGAUUGAUGAGAGAUUGAGAAACCUCGAGGAAGAAGCUGAAGUGAUGAAAAAAUCUUUCUUCGAGAGCAUGGAAGAGAGGAAGAAAUUGAUGAAUGAGAUAGACCAGCAGUUUCAGGCUAUACACCGAAGUCUUCACUCUAAAAUUCAAUUCACAGUAGAGAGAUCUAGUGAUGGAAUCUUGAUCAUCAACCCUCAUAAGAUAAAGAAUGGAGGAACAAGGACUGGUUUGUCACAAAUUCUGCACGAAGAAUCGAAUCCAUCACUUGUCAUCAGAGAUCUAAGAGCUACAUUCUCAUAGCAUUGAAGUGCCACCUGAAGUUUCAUAUGAUUUUCUCAUUUAGAUACUGCACAAUUUUUUGCCUAUUCUUCUUCUACACAUGUUUUUUCUUCCCUUCUUGUUUCUGUAACGGUUUUUAGCUUCCUUGGUAGGGUAUAAUGGUUCUUCUAAAACAAUUUUCUCAAUAAAUUCUGUGAUUUCAUCCUUUUUUUCGCUUUCCUUUGUACAAAUUUUUUGGAAUGUAUGGAACUUCCCACCAUUAAGUGAGCUUAAAAUUGUAAAAUUG
This is a messenger RNA of Cornus florida, 1088 nucleotides long. RefSeq lists its product as uncharacterized. Lineage: Eukaryota; Viridiplantae; Streptophyta; Magnoliopsida; Cornales; Cornaceae. The record is from RefSeq and is a predicted model, not a curated record. Bases 287 to 823 code for a protein of 178 amino acids. The transcript is spliced from 2 exons.